CGGCAGCUGCCUCGGAUGCCCUGGUUAGCCUGAGACACCUGUCGAACACGCGGGCUGCAUGGUUCGGCAAGGACGACGUGAAGGCGGGGCCGAUCGUCAAGGGCGUGGCCAAGCUAGGCUGGAGCUGGGAGGCGAUGGACGUGACCGCCUGGGCCAGCAAGUCGGAGCUGCAGGCCGCCUUAUCGUCAUUGUCAGAGCAGCCUGGCAGCCUGAUCGAGCACGUCUUCGUGCAGGAGUGGGUCGACUUCGACGUGGAGAUGCGGCAUUUUAUAGUGGAGCCACGUCUGGAGGACCCCCAGACCUGGAAGGCUAAGAAGAUUGUCUACACUGUCUUCAAGACGCAGGACGAGGGGAGCUUUCGAAACUUUGACCGCUACGAGCGCAAGGGCUGCCUCGGGGCCUGCUUUAAGAACGACGACGCUGCCCUCGCGGACGCGGAGCAGCAGGCCGAGGAGCUGAUCGGUCGAUGGCUGCAGUGGUUGCAGGGCAUGUCCCACGAGCUGCCCGUGGUGACCCGCUUCGACAUCCUGGCGAAGAGGGUGGGGCCCGGGAAGGCCAGGGUCGCGGUGGCGGACCACCGGGGAGCUGACGGAGCUCGGGGGCUGCUUCCUGGGCUGGCCGCAGGGGCCCAAGACGGUCUUCGGCGCGAUGCUGCGGUCUUGCUUCAAAGGAUCCAAGCUACCCUCCUGAUGGUCGCGCCCCAUCAGCGGGCUUUGGCGCCCUCGGCGGGGCGGCGGCAUCCCUGGAGGGGCCGUGCCAAGAGGCUCUGGCUCUCCGCAGCUCUGGGCGACCAGGUUGUGCGACAUGUGCAGGCAUGGGAGCAGGACGGACGAGAGGGAGGCGGCGCAGGAGGAGCAGGAGUGCCCUUCAGGGCCGCGACCGAGUAGGCCGCAGUAGGCGCGCCCUGCGGCGCAUCCCGCGGCACCCCCCGCCCAGCCAGCGGUGGGCCACGCAGGGGGAUCGGGCGUUGCGUAACGGAUGGGCGAAUAUGGAUGUAUCCCCGCCCUGUGUCCAAUCACGCAGCGCCCAGCGUCAGGAAGUUUUGCCCAGGGCGCGGCGUGCGGCGGGCGCGCGGACAGGCGUAUGCGGGGCCGCGCCGGGCGCGGCAGGGAGGCCGCUCCGCUGCGCCCCGCCCCGCCCCGUGGGGGGGGGGGGACUCCCCCCUUCCGAGGAUGCGGGCGGGGGGCCUUCGGGCCGCCUCCUCGCUCCGCCUCCUGGGGCCGCC
Messenger RNA from Prorocentrum cordatum, 1225 nucleotides. NCBI's taxonomy places the organism in Eukaryota, Dinophyceae, Prorocentrales, Prorocentraceae. The record is from the annotation of a GenBank genome assembly.